Chironomus riparius is the source of this 1116-nucleotide messenger RNA. NCBI's taxonomy places the organism in Eukaryota, Metazoa, Arthropoda, Insecta, Diptera, Chironomidae. The record is from the annotation of a GenBank genome assembly.
AUGUAUCGUGUGAAAUUUUUGAUAAUUUUAACAAUUUUUAAGUACGGAAAUCCACAGACAGUUCCAAAUGUGUGUUUUUGUGUGACUGCUGGGAGUUGUGCAACUCUUGGGUCGGGAGGUCCUGUGGUGCCUACACUCCCUCCUAAUUCUGGUAGUAAUGAUGGAACAGGUAACAUUGAUAUUCGAAUUCAAACAAGUGGAACAGGUCCAUCUGGUGGCACCGGAACGACACAAUUGUUGACGUCUGUUGCUGGGUCAGGAUUAACUCCUGUUAUAAACUCACCAGCAACAUGUCAAGCAGGUCUAGAAAGAUGCUGUCCAUCAACAGGCUAUCAAUGUGGAUACAGAUUUCCUCCCAUUGCUGGAGCUCGUGCACCAAUUGCAGGCUCAGGACAGUCAAACUAUAUGUCGUAUCCAUGGCAAGCUGUACUACUGGCUUCUGAUAACUCUUUCCAAGGUUCUGGUGUUCUGAUUGAUCAUUUGCAUGUUCUUACUGCUGCUCAUAAGCUUAAUGAAUCAACAGUAUUUGGACGACUUCUAAAAGUUCGUCUCGGCGAGUGGGAUGCAUCAAGUUUGAAUCAAGUAAUUACACCACAAGAGUACCAAGUAGCGAGGAUCUUCAUUCAUCCUCAAUUUACAGCAUCAAAUUUGAGAAACAGUAUUGCAAUUUUGAGGCUUUCAACGCCUGUUACUUUGGGAACUACGCCUAGUAUUACUCCGGGUUGCUUACCAACAAGUUUAGUCAAUGGCGUUAGAUGCUUUGUGUCUGGUUGGGGUCGUCAGGAUUUCACUCCAAAUUCUCAAUAUUCACCAAUUCAAAAGGAAGUUGAUCUGCCAAUUAUUGAUCAGAAUACGUGUCAGAAUCAACUGAGAGCUACAAGACUUGGAUCAGGAUUUGCACUUGACUUUCAGAGCUUCAUGUGUGCAGGAGGUGAAGCUGGAAAAGAUGCUUGCAUAGGUGAUGGUGGAUCUCCUCUUUCGUGUCAGAUAGGAGCUAACUGGUUUGCUGUGGGUCUUGUUGCAUGGGGAAUAGGUUGCGGUACAACAGGCGUCCCUGGUGUGUACAUUAACGUAGCCAAUUAUAUAUCUUGGAUUCAGCAGACAACGAGGUCUUAA